Molecule: messenger RNA, 4101 nt
Organism: Pogonomyrmex barbatus (red harvester ant)
Lineage: Eukaryota; Metazoa; Arthropoda; Insecta; Hymenoptera; Formicidae
Gene: Ack-like
Product: activated Cdc42 kinase-like
Biological process (GO): protein phosphorylation
Molecular function (GO): ATP binding; protein binding; protein tyrosine kinase activity
Source: RefSeq, a predicted model, not a curated record
ACCGAAAUAUUCCGAAUUCCUUCGGAAUAAAGAGACACAAUAACACAAAAUAAGGAGUUUUUCGGUAUUUUCAGCAUUUGUGAUAAUAAAACGGCAAAAUGAUGCACUGAGAGAGAAAACGGAACAAAUCAUACUCUUCUGAAAGGACAAGAGCAAUUGUGUUUUGUGAAUCAUUUCAAGAAGAAGCAAAAUCUUCUUGUACGUCUCUAAUACAGUGUAAAAUGGAUAUACAGGAGGGAAUGUCUCGCAAUAAUGGACCUGGUCUUUAUGAAUUUCUUUUGGAAGCCGAGUUACAACAAUAUUAUUCCGGCAUUCGAGGAGACUUAAAGGUGCAAACAACAGCGCAAUUGAAAUACGUAACAGAAGAAGAUUUGAGUGCAAUAGGGAUGAGCAAGCCAGAGAUGCGCCGUUUAAAAAAAUAUUUCCAGAAACAUUUUCCUCAGAAUUAUUUAUCUAAAUUUAAGAAAAUGUUGCUACAUACUACCACAAAACGCGAAGAACAAUCUUCUGGUGUAUUGGGUAUGUUACCAGAAGAGAGACAAGAUAAACCGUCAAUUCGCGUUCCCAAUAAACAUAUGAUUCCGGCUGAUGCAAUUAUUGUAAACAAAGAACUUGGUACUGGUGAAUUUGGAGUCGUACAGCAAGGAAUAUGGACGAACGAUGGAGAGAGAAUACAGGUUGCAAUUAAAUGUUUAUCGCGUGAAAGAAUGCAGAACAAUCCCAUAGAGUUCUUGAAAGAGGCCGCGAUAAUGCACGCAAUUGAUCAUGAACACAUCGUGCGACUAUAUGGCGUCGUACUCGAUACAAAUUCGUUAAUGCUCGUUACAGAGUUGGCACCAUUACGCUCAUUGCUGGAAUGUCUUAAAGAACCUAGUCUGCGUACGAGUUUUCCGGUCUUAUCACUAUGUGAUUUUGCUAUACAGAUUGCUGAUGGAAUGCAAUAUCUGGAAGCAAAAAGAUUGAUACAUCGCGAUCUUGCUGCCAGAAAUAUUCUCGUAUUUUCAAAAAAUAAAGUUAAAAUAUCGGAUUUCGGAUUAUCACGCGCGCUGGGAGUAGGCAAGGAUUAUUAUCAAACAAAUUUCAAUGUCAAUUUGAAGUUGCCCAUUGCAUGGUGCGCACCUGAAUGUAUAUCUUACUUGAAAUUUACAUCAGCAAGUGAUGUUUGGGCAUAUGGAGUAACGUUAUAUGAAAUGUUCAGUUAUGGGUUUCAACCCUGGGCAGCAUUGACCGGUCAUCAAAUUCUCGAAGCAAUAGACGAGCCUAAUUUUCAAAGACUGGAACAACCUGAAUGCUGUCCAAAGGAUUACUUUUCUUUGAUGCAACAAUGUUGGCAACAUGAACCUUCAAAAAGGCCCAAAUUUUCCGAAUUGAUUAAUUUAUUACCCGAUCUAAAACCAGAACAGGUGCAAGCAGUUCAAGAUAGUACUGAAUCCAGUCAACUCAUUUAUAGACAAAGCGAUAUAAUUACAGUUCUGGAUAAAGGUAGCAGCAAUACUUUAUGGAAAGGUGUUUUAAAUAAUGGCAAAACAGGUUUCUUCAAUCCAGCUCACACAAUCGCAUAUCUUGGUUCUAAUCUACCUAGUAACAAACCUGGCGAAUUUACACGGGGAGAUGGUAAAAACGCUUUCUCCUCACAGCGCAGAAAAAUUCGUACAGACAUGAUAUCUUCACCUCAAGGUGAUCUUAAGCAUACCGGUCACGUAGGUCUAGAUGGAGCAUAUUUCGGUGAUAUCAGUUUUCUUGGUGGAAAGUAUCCACAUCUGCCUCGUCAGGUAGUGACACCGUAUAAACCGCAGGAGGAUGCAACUGAUAAUUCUAGUCAAAUUUUAAAUCAGAAUACAAGAAAUAUAGAUAUGAAUAGGGAAUCAACAAAAGACAGUAGAAGUACACAACAAGAAUCUCAAAGCAAACAUGGAAACUUAUGGUCUGAUAUGAAUUCAGAAGUAUGUCAUGUAACUACAAGCAGCAAUGCAAAUAAGCAAAUCAUAACGUCUAACAUAGAUAGCAACACUGAUGGAGCAGACCAUGAAUAUCAUGAAAUCAGUGAUGAAGAAAAUCAAGAAAGUCCGUUAAGAUUUGAUAAAGCCUUAAAUUUUGAUUUUGGACCAAGUCUUUUAGCAGAAAUGGAUCAAAUGUUCAGAUCAUUAGGUUCUUCUCCUCCUCCUCCUCCACCACCUAGCCAUUCUUUAUCCACUGAACAUGAAUCAAGUAAUGUGAGAAAUGAACUGAAAGAAAUUCAAGUAAAACAAUGUAACAAGAAGAAACAAGCCACCGUGAAGCCUAUUUCGGCUGCCGAUCAGAAAACUCUCUACUCAGCUAUUGCUAUGGCACAGGAAUUGACAGCACGUUCCAUGACAGAUCUUGAACAUCCGCCAGAAUCUCCUCGAACACCUGCUAGUCCUUCGAGACGCAGGAAAUUCUCUUUUAAGUUGUCACAUCAGCACAGUCCUAAACCAGACAGACGACACUUUUCCGAAGAAGCAGCGAGCAUACCAGACAUACAGGCCACCUUGUCGGAAGAAGCUAAAGAAGUAUACAACAGUUUAGUGGAGACACCAACAUUGGAAAGUACUGAAGAUACAAAUCCGUUACGCAUGUUGCGUUCUGGUCUACCUGUAGUAAGGCCCAGAAUUCGUGGGAACAAGCAUGCCACGCUAGGCUACCCAAUGUCACCGCAAUCAGAUGAUAUAUCCGAUGAACACUUCCAUUUCGAGAUGCAUCAUAGCGGUGCGAAGACUCUACCUAAAGUCCGAGCACCUCCUGCAUCUCAUGUAUCUUUAUCGCUACCCCAAUCGCGCAUUCUUGAAAGACAUCAUUCUACCUUGGAAAUAGAAAAUAACCAAAAUCAAAACAAUAUUGACGAGAAUCCGAUACCUCUGCCGCCUAGAGAUCGUUCUAAAAUACUUCAGGCCAAAUCCAGCCUACCACGACAUCAGAGGAAGCAUCCUUUAAUCAUACCUGGAGGCGGUGUCACUAGAACUUUAGCAAAGAUGACAAUGACUACUACGCCACCUGUAGAGGAUCAAGUGGAUGGACAUUUUAUAUCGCAAAGCAAUUCAGCAAUCACUAGCACAUCGCAGGAAAAUUCUUUGGAAACUUCUGCAAAUAGCCCAGAGGAAUUCGAACAACGCAUAGAUUCCGAAUUAACCGCACUGGAUUCUUUAUCUAUCGAGGAAAAUCGACUUCGUCGAUGUAGCGUAAUCUCGGAGGAUUUGUUGGAAUUCUCAGACAAUUUAAUCGAAUCCAGCGAUGUAUCGAGUUUACAUCAAGAUGUCUGCGAAACAAAUAAUGAUGGACAAUCGAACAACUCGGCGACUAAUCAUUUUCGCAGUAAAAUCAAUGUCGAUUCGAAACACUCCUUAAAAAAUUCCGUAUUUAAACUACAAGAAAAUGUUGAAACGGAUUUGUGUCGAAAUGCAACACCAAUUAGUUCUUGUAAAUCAGAAAAUCAAAACAAGAUAAACCCUCUGGUCAGAUCUCAAAUUCCGUCUGCACAGAUUUCUAUAAUGCAUCCGCUAAAUUAUUCUUCACAAAUGAACGUGGAAGAAAUUUCUUCCAAAUCUGAAACGUUUCAAUGCGAAGAACCAUUGAUACAGAUUGGCUCAAAGAACAACAUUCAUUUGACUACUUUUUCAAACACUUGUUGUUCAUCCAACGAAAAACAAAUUGCGAUUGCAAGCGACUUAUCGCGGCAAUCGGACCAUGUUUCUUGUGAGGAUCUAUUAGAAUUUGCCUGUGACGGACCGAAUACACGAAGAACACGCGGACCCCGUAAUGGAGAACAGUCUGACGAAGUACGGAUCAUGCUGAAAGUAUUACAGGAACAGUCAACUCCAGAAUCUUGCAUCGCUGCAUUAAAUGUCACCGAAUGGGAUGUUCUAGCUGCAAUUAAACUGGAGCGACUCCAAUGUUUGCUAAAAAAGGAAAAUAAUUUUGUCGGUCUUGAAGACUGCAAAAUGAUGCUGAAUCAAUGUGGUGGUGAUGUUGUUAAAGCGGCUGCAUUAUUGCGAAGUACAGACGACGCUACCGCUGUCUAGUUUAAUUUCAAUCAAUUAUCAUUUGAAGCAAUGAUCCACGAAUAUUAUAAAGAUCGAUUGAAAA